Molecule: messenger RNA, 1629 nt
Organism: Didymella exigua CBS 183.55
Lineage: Eukaryota; Fungi; Ascomycota; Dothideomycetes; Pleosporales; Didymellaceae
Product: putative isomerase YbhE
Exons: 1
Coding region: 120-1304 (394 amino acids)
Molecular function (GO): 6-phosphogluconolactonase activity; protein binding
Source: RefSeq, a predicted model, not a curated record
GGCCAAGCCAAUGGAAAGAGUGACAGUCGCGGUGAUUACCAGCAAGGAACAGAUGUCGUACAUAUAGCAGGUCUUCCCCAUAACUCGUAAAUACAGAGACCUGCAAAUUCCAGUUCACCAUGUUGCCAACUCAAUCAUUGCUAAUUCCGCUAUUUGGAGGAGCUGCGGCGGCUGCAAACCUGUACGCGACACACUACUCCGGAACUAUCAACCACCUCACUUUCAACAACAACUCCUUGACCCUUGUGAGCUCCGAGAAGACCGGUCAAACACUGCCAAGCUGGAUCACCUACGACGCCGUAGGCAAGAAGCUGUACAUUCCUGACGAGAAUUUCGACGAGAACAGUAGCGGAGUGCUCGUCUCCUACUCCGUCGACGCCAAGGGCGCCUUGACCAAGGCUGGAAACACAACUACGCCCCGUGGUGGAGUCGCAACUGUGCUGUACGGCGGCAAGGACGGCAGAGGAUUCAUCGCGAAUGCGCACUACCACACUGCGCAGGUGUCAACUUACAAAUUGCCUUUGAAAGAUGGCAGGCCUCUCCAGACAUUAAACUACACAUUGGAUGGCCCUGGCGCGGAUCCAGAUCGUCAGGAGGCACCACAUCCGCACCAAGUCCUUGUGGACCCAACUGGCGACUUCCUGCUGGUCACUGAUCUUGGUUCAGACAAGAUCCACAUCAACAAGAUUGACAAGAAUACCGGCAAGCUGACCCAGUGUCCAUCUGCAAAGACAUUGUAUGGUGCUGGACCUCGUCACGCUGCCUUCUGGUCUCCUUCUUGCUCCAAGUCCAGGGCUGCACAGGGCCGGGGUACCGUACUCUACGUUGCCAACGAGCUGUCAAACACCGUGACUGGAUGGAGCGUGUCGUACCCUAGCGGCGGCUGCCUGGAGUUGACUCCAAAGCAAAUCAUUACACCCUACGAGGGCAACAGCACUGCUCCAUCUGGCGCGAGCCUGGGAGAGAUUAGGGUCCAAGGAAACUUCCUGUAUACCUCCAACAGGGGUGAUCAGUCCUUCGCGCCCUACGAUUCUCUUACUCAGUACGACAUUGCGGCUAAUGGCUCAAUUGCUUGGACAGAGCUGACCUCAGCGUACGGUCUGCUCCCCCGCAGCUUCGAAUUAAACUUAGCUGGUGACUACAUCGCCAUUGGUGACCAAAUUUCGGACAAUGUGGCUAUCGUAAAGCGCGACAUCACCACUGGAAAGCUUGGUGCCCUCGCUGCAAAUCUGACGGUCACUGGUCCAUCAGACCCCAACUCUGGAAACCCGGUGGGUCUCAACACGGUCAUCUGGGCGGAAUAGAUGUUUUCGCCGGACAUGCAUACGACACGAAUACGGCAACUGAGCGUCUUCGAUGAGCCACUUGGCGUUCACACCUCAACAGCAACACCACCCGCAGACACCAACGCAACUUUAGGAUGAUUUAACCAUCUACGAAUAGAUAACUACUAAGCUAGUUAAUUCUCUCUGUAAAUUUCAAAGUUACAGUCUAACAUUUAAGUGUGUAGUGCUGGCAAGAAAAGCUGUAAAGUGCAUGGAUGUAACUCAUCGGCAGCUCUCGGGUGCAGUAGACCGAGAAUAUGUAGAAAAGCUGUGGUAGAUUACGAAGCAGCUGGCUUGAUCACGA